Messenger RNA from Mizuhopecten yessoensis (Yesso scallop), 867 nucleotides. RefSeq lists its product as uncharacterized. The transcript has a single exon. Lineage: Eukaryota; Metazoa; Mollusca; Bivalvia; Pectinida; Pectinidae. The record is from RefSeq and is a predicted model, not a curated record. Bases 1 to 867 code for a protein of 288 amino acids.
AUGGGUGAACAUAGUCCUAGAACCGGAGCAAACAACGCGCUCUUGGUAAGAGCUCAAAUGUUCGAAGGUGGGAAAGUGGUAGAUGUGGUCGGUCCGCUCUAUCACGAUUUUUUCAAGAUGGAUAGGUAUCUAUUGAACCAAGUCAACGUCAACGUCAAACUCUAUCGUUCUAAACCAAGUUUUUGUCUCCUAUCCGGUACCGCAUCCGCCGAUUAUAAGGUAUCCUUUGAAGACAUUCGACUACGCGUAAGCAAAGUCAGGGUCAACCCGGCCGUCAUCUAUGCACAAAGUCAAGCUCUCGACGUGACCAAUGCCAAAUAUCCAUUUACACAGACCAUGGUCAAGCAGAUGACCAUCCCUACCGGGACAACAAACUUCACUUACGACAACAUAUUCCAAGGUGUGAGACCAAACCUCGUCGUAGUUGGAUUCGUAAACGCCAGCAGUACCACCGGUGACUACGAACAGAACCCCUGGUUUUUCCAACCCUAUGACGUCACAUCCAUAGGAGUCUACGUAGAUGGAGUACCAGUCGGCGGAAACCCCAUAAAACUCAAAUAUGGUACAACCGGCGGUCAAACCACCAUUCCAGUCCUUAGAACCAUGUUACAAUCGACGGGGAAAUGGCUUAACGAUACCGGUUCUGACAUAGAGAGGGACGAUAUUGCAAAAGGAUAUGCACUCUACACCUUCGAAUUGGAACCUACCUUUCAAACUAAUCAAUAUCUCACCUUACUCAAACAAGGGAACGUCAGACUAGAAGUCAUCUCUGGAACGGCAUUGACGACAGCGGUAUCCUGCAUCAUUUACUGCGAAUAUCCGGGUUACUUUGAAAUCAAUGCUGCGAGAGAUAUAGUAUUACCAUGA